AUGUCUAUCCCACAUCAUCAGAUGGAAAAGAUAUCUUAUAAAUCGACAGAUGUUAAGGAUAAAUCUCUUGCUCACCAUGUGUUUGAUCAAUUGUUUCUGAGAAGACACAAGCUACAUCAAAAGAAGAAACAGAUUGUAGCUCCUAAGUCGUGGAUGUUCAAAUAUAAACCCAUGAGUCAGGUGAGAGUCAUUCCACAAGAUGGUUGUUACACGUGCAGAGUAAGAGAGUCCAACAAAUCCAACCAUUCAUUUGUGGGUGUCAACGUUGGCUUAGUGGAGUACUUGUGUCCACAUGAUGGUUGGAGAAGCAGACAUAAUAUACAAUCUUUAACACACUGGGAUGAUACCAUUCUUGGUAAAAACAGCCAACUGAAAGACAAUGGAAGAAAGAAGUUUUUAAGAACUUGGAAGUAUAAGCACAAGAAGAAUGAAAGGUUCAGAGCUUUUGCUGAUGGGUUUCAGAAAAGUUAUGUGGGGCAAGAUCAAGUGGUAAAUGCAGUUGCUAUGAGGUCAAGGGAAGGACUUGGGAGGCCACAAAUGGUUUUAUCUUUAAAGGAGUGUAGUAAGAAGAAACAGAUGAUGUGUCAAAAGGAUUGGAAGUUCAAUACAAAGAGUGUAUAG
Eruca vesicaria subsp. sativa (arugula) is the source of this 621-nucleotide messenger RNA. NCBI's taxonomy places the organism in Eukaryota, Viridiplantae, Streptophyta, Magnoliopsida, Brassicales, Brassicaceae. The record is from the annotation of a GenBank genome assembly.